UCGACUCCUCCCAGGAGUCGACAGAACUCCGGCUUCGUAAACACGACGGCUUCAUCGUCGCGACUCGUCAAAGUCGACUCUUCUCCGUCAAGUCCGUUCAUGAACUGGAUACAUCACGAGUGCUUGAAACGUCAUCGGAAGUGAACAUGUGACAUUUUAUUUUGGAUACGAGAAACUUGGAGUCACGUGAUGUGCUCUCUCUCUCUCUCUGUUUGUAGAUAGGAUUGAUAAGAUAAGUGUCGAAUAAGGGACAGACACCGAAGGAGAUAUUCUGUGUCCCUCUACAACCUUUUUGUGAAUCUGCAGUGCAGUAUUAAGGAACGUUCGUGCAAUGCGGAGCCGGCAAGGAGACGUCAGAGAGUGAUCGCCACCAGUGAUUAAUCACGUUUCUGAUAUUCCACAAAAUAGAUGAGUGAGAAAAAGUAAGCGGAAUAAUUUCUUCGAACCUCCGUUAAUUCGGAUCUGCGACUUUAAUCUGGAUUAACGGGGCCUCAAAAGCGUAUAGUGAUUUGCGUUAUGACAUUUUGCGCUGGCUGCCGACGCAGUUUUCAUUUAGCGCAUAUAUUUUAAAUUUUUUGCUUGGAGUUGGCUUCGCUUCUACACACACUAAAAUCGCUCCGUACUGUUUUGAAAAAAAAAAAAAAUUCGGCCAAAGAGCCCUGAAGACUUAGUCAUUUUCUCGUUCUAAAGACAGAUAGGGCGCAAAAACUAAAAAUACAGCAAUAAAAAAAAGCAGUAGCGUUAGACGGUGAAGUACAACCGUGUCCUACAAACUUAUCAACAUACAUUCGCGCACAAAAACAAAAACAAAACAAAAAAAAAAGAGAGAAAGAGGAUUGGUUCGUUCUUCCUAGCUCUGGAAAUCCAGUCUGCUAUUCAUCGGACAUCGCUUUUAAAAAUCAAUCAGUCAUCGCUUUGUGCUUGAAGCGCUGCGACUAAGCACCGGUCGGUAUGGUUCUCUCUCGUUCCUGCUAGUACUAAGUCUUUUUCUUACCUUAACGACGGCUAAAGCCUCGAGCAAAGAGAAUUUUAAGCCAAGACCCCCGUACUCGCGCAAGAUUUUUUUUAAGCCGCUUCGCGCUUGGCCUCGAGUCGCACUUCAACUAAAGGACAUGGAUAGCUCUCGGUUUCAACAAGUCUAUUACAAAGCCUUGUCGUUUUUUACAAAGCAUUGAUUGUUUUGAAGCGUUGCCUGUAGCGCCUUAGAAAGGCGCAAGAAAGUUAUGUUUUACGAGCGUUUUCGGAAUUUUUCAUAGUUUUAAUAUUAUAGAUUUAUAGAUUAUAGAGAAGAGCUAAAAGUUUCGUCCUUUUCUUUUUUAUUUGGAGGAGUCUUCAAUGUAUUGACGUUCAUGUUAGCCAAUUGCAAGAGACUAAGGAUUGUUGACCAUCGAAUCAUAGCAUCGAAACAGGCUUUCGGAGUCAUCGUUUUCUGGUAGCUUUCAAGCGAUUGAACGAGUUGGCGGCGAGACUGAGCACCGGCCCGGAAAGAUCGAACUUUCGCUGAGCAUACUGUACGGGAAGUGGCGUAAACAAACAAAAGGUCAGGACCGUUGAGUAAAAAAUAAUGAAAAGGAGAAACGCGAUAAAUUACCCCAGUGACGCGUCACGGAAACUCAUAACGUCGCGUUUCGUGACAUUUAAUCACUGGCGAUCUGUAGUUCUGGUCGGGUAAUUCCAGCUGGCAGUUAGACUUAGCAAGUCGCAUAAAGCAUCAAAAUAACGUAUAAACGUUAUUAGGGUUACAGGGAUUGAAAGUAACCACACACCCAAUUUGAAUAGCUUAUAGAAGUUGAAGUAGAAAGAAAUUGAGAAGUAAGUUACAUGUGCUUGUGAAGACUUAAAAAAGUAACAAACAAAAACGAUGUGUCUACUGCAGGGAGAACAACGCUAUGAUACUCGAUAGCAAAACGGCAAAGCUUAACACGAAUUUCUUUUCCUCAAACCUAAAACUAUCACAGACUGGAAAAUUAUCUUCCUUAUCAAAAUAAAUUGUCCGUUGAUCGAAGUGUGGAAGUUCACAAACCAACGAACUAUAUACAGACGAAACUACAAGGCAUCACCAUAAACUAAGCUGGUUUCUGCAUCAUUGAACACGCCGCAGUGAUAUAAUUACUGUUCAAGCACGCUACCAGCUGAACGUGUGUAGGUUGCGAAGACUGACUCGUUUAACGAAGUACUUUUAUCAUCUGGCCUAUUGAAAGCCAUCGAUUACAAGGUGUGUCUGCCAGAUGAGACAGUGUGAGUGCUUGGCCAUUUACAUCAGUUUCUGAAUCACGCGUAAUUUAUUGCUUACCUCUCCAAAUCUCGAGGUUCCACAUAUCAUAACUUGCUGCGUGCAUCGUCGAGUGUUGCCGCGUGACUUAUGCAAGAAAAAGUGUGCAACGUCCUGUGGUCCAAGCCUGACCAUUCUUUAGUGCUCGGGUACAAGCUUGUGCUGCAGAAACACUCGCGAGCUGAGUGACUGACGUAAACCCAGUGCUUCAAGGACGUCAGUUUGACCAUCAAGAAGGCAUUAUAGGACACAGGAAGAGCAUGAAUCUGAAGACGAAACAUAAGCAACGACGGAAAAGCAGAAGGUGAAGAUAUCUCCCAUGGGCGAAUUCCUGGUUCCCAUAUCGAAACACAACGAUAGCCUGGUAGCGUGGAAUGGCACCGGUGUGACGAUGACGUUGGACGACGACGAGGCCGUGGACGUGUACGUGACGGCUGUGCUGGGGCCCAAGCGGUUGGAGCUCACGUGGCUCAUCCCGCUGACGGCGGUCUACAGCAUCGUCUUCCUCACGGGAAUUGUGGGUAAUGCCUGCACCUGCAUGGUGAUAGCGCACAACCAGUACAUGCAGACUGCUACCAACUGUUAUCUCUUCAACCUGGCGGUGGCCGAUAUGUUGACGCUACUCUGUGGUAUGCCAUUAGAGUUAUAUACCUUGUGGCAACAGUACCCCUGGGGCUUGGGCACCGCCGUCUGCGAACUGAGAGCCAUUGUAAACGAGGCUACGGCCUACACCUCAAUUCUGACCAUCGUCACCUUCAGCACGGAGCGCUACAUCGCCAUCUGUCAUCCAAUGCGAAUGCAGCAGGCAAGAUCCAAGAUCUCCAGGGCCAUACGAAAUAUCUGCAUCAUAUGGGUACUAUCCCUAGUAGGGGCCACACCGUAUGGCAUCUUCACACGCGUCAACUACCUCCAGGAUCGUAGUGGUCGUCCCAUUCUCCGAUCCGCCUGGUGCGGGUUCCCGUUCACGGACCCAGAUCGCAGCUGGGAAACACUAAUGCUCUGCUCCACUUUUCUUUUCUUCGUGGUGCCCAUGACGUUGAUAAUCGUUCUGUACGUACGCAUCGCGGUCACCCUUCAUCAGACAGUGCCACGUUCUGACACGGCGUCUUGCCGAGCGGACGCGGACCGGUCCAAGGUGCAGAGCCGACGGAUCGUCGUCCGCAUGCUGGCGGCCGUGGUGAUCGCCUUCUUUAUCUGUUGGGCUCCGUUCCACGCUCAGAGACUUCUCUUCCUCUACGUCUCCCUCUACGGCAAGUGGACGGACAGCCUUAGGACAGUCAAUCAGAAUCUAUUUUCACUCGCAGGUUGCUUCUUCUACUUCAACUCGACCAUCAACCCAAUCCUGUACAGCAUAAUGUCAAACCGCUUCCGUGUCGCCUUCCGCGAGAAACUUUGUCUCGGCCCACCCACGCUGUGCUGUCUUCUGACCGCUUGCUACGCCUGUUUCUGCUGCACCCCACCCGGUAAAGCGGACGGCAAACGGAUCCAACACGGCAGCAGCGUCUACCGCAACUCCAGUUCCCAGGGUUCCGUGCGCUCGUACGUCACGAGCUACCCUCACAACGGUCCGCGGGUGCUCCACAAGAACAAUUCAUUUCCGCGCAUGCGCCUGGACGCUCGCCACCUUUCCGCCAUUCCAGCCAACAACGAUAUGACCUGGUGUCAGAACCCGCAGUACGUUCCGGUGGAUCUGUGUCGUGCUGGAUCGCAGAGUGAGAGUGAUAUUAUCCGGACGAUGGAAACGAGCGAGAAGUCCGGCUUGGAACGCGAGCUGGAAAAUGCGUUAGCGUCGCAGCUGGCGUCUUCCGGGGCGACCGUGCAGGAAGGGGACGUCGGUUGCGCGCUGUGCUCGCAUCUGCUCUUUCCAAACAAAGUGCCCAAAGACCAGUCGGACGUUACGACGGUGAUGUCAACGAUGGAUACACAGGAGACGCUACCUAGUCGGGCCUCAGCAAUGGAAUCAAAUUUUUGACGUGAGAGCAACUGACGCAAAACUUGUUUCUGUCUUUUGUCAGGUUCCAGGACAAAAGCUCGCCGGGCAAAAGCUCACCGCACAUUGUGAAAUAUGUAAGAGGCUCUCUUGACCUAUAACCUUGGUCAGUCUCUCUGGUGAGUUUUCGUCCGCCCCUGGUGAGCUCAUAUGUCUGGUGAUCUUAUGUCCGGUGGGCUUAUGUCCGGUGGGCUUAUGUCCGGUAAGCUUUUGUCCGCUCCCACUUUUCUUUUGUCUAGUUCGUUGGCGUACAGGGAAAGGGGGGGGAAUACAACCUGGAAACAUGCGAGUCUCCCGGCGCUCUAAACCAAACGUGCUCAUCUUCGUGCUGAUCGUGUUGAAACGAAUAAAGGUCAGAUGGGGAAAAGGCGGAAAACAAACAAACACCUCAGCCGCAGCUGUUCUAAUAGGGAGUAAUAGGGAGCAAUGUGUUGUAAUAGGGAGCGCAUUUAGCGUACCUUAUACGCAAACGGAUCAUAAGGUGAACGCAAACGAAGGCAGCGCGGAAGAACUUUUUGGAACAUGAUUUUCCCUGCGCGACACCGAAAGGCAAAAGCAUCAAACGUUAGCCAGGAGAUGUUGCCAGGAGCGAAGGCCGUUCCAAGAGUAUUUAUUUCCAAUGUUGGGAUGCUGUUGGACCCCAACCAACAAUACACUCCACUUAUAUUUCGGGCAAUAUAGCAAUGUGUUCGUUCGUCACUCGAUGUCAAAUACAGAGCCUAAACAUCAUGAGCGUCCAGCUGGAGCUCAUGCACUCAUAUACAAUGAGUGUUCAAUUCGCGCACCAACGGGAAAAACAAUUCUCUCUCUUUUUUUUUUCUUCUUCUUUUUCUUGUUGCCGUUGUCGAGAACGAAAUGGUCUUUUACGCACCUAAGCUACACAUUUGAUAUCAUGCACGUUUCAGACUAUAAUCCAAGAAACCGUUGCAGACGACACGAUGCCGCUACAGUAUUUCGCAGGCAACGAACUUAUUUCUAGCAAUGAUGCGCUAGUGAGUGACACAAGGUGACACACGGAUUAAAACCGUAAGCAAGCAUGCGAGCUGGUGAGUUACUAACGUCUAUAUACUUGAAUAUACACUGAGAUUGAGGAAGAGCAUGACGAACACAACAAAAUCUCAAACGCAGCUGAAACGUUAUUUACGCAAGCUUCAUAUCACGUCACACAAAUUGUCAAUCGACGGUCUUCAUUGUUGCAGUGACGCAUUACACAUUUUUCGUUUUCCCUUUGUGAACAUGCAGAGCAAGAAAUGCAAAGCGUGUCGCCAUUACUCUCGGCCCGUGUGCAGAAAUACGCACCAAUGAAUACAGUGACUUCAAGAGGAAGCGAACGCGUUUGCAGGCAACAACCGUGUUUUUGCACGAGGCCCAUGGCAACCUAUGGUCGGGUUUGCCGUUGCGCCAUACGCAUCAUGUACGGUCGCAGCUCAGACACCGUGCUUCGUCUGCUGCAUGUACGCGUCUGGCAGUGCGCUAAAGAAUACAGCGACCUCCUUUUUCUCGUUCGUAUUGUAGGUAGCGCCAAAAAUUAUUGCUGCGCUGACGAAACAACAAUAUACUGGUAUAGGUCGCGAUUCCGGGGAACCCUGGAACGGCUACGUCGCUGAAUACAGAGUGUGGUCAAUCCAAAUCCAAGAAAUGCGACUGUCCGCACCUGCAGAAGGUAUUCCAUUGGAGACGUGAACACCCAGGUCCCCCAAACUCACCACGGAAAAGCGUGGAACGAAGAAGGCCGCCACUAGAUACCCCACUGUUGCCGUUCCGGAUCACUUCAGCGCGCUAAGUUUAGCGGCCAAAUGUUUUUGUUGUUUCUGCGAAUGAAUCUAGUAUUUAUAUGUCCAAAUAAUACGCGUAUAACAACUUUCUGUGUCGUGUUUCACUUUUUGGUCCCGUUUUUAAACGUGUUGAGCGAUCGGAAGGAUCUAGUGCACGGCUGCGUGCAUCGCAUAGCGUACCUGUCGUACGAGGCGCCGCAGGCGCAGUCGUCCAUUUCUCCUUCGGUGACUUGGCCUGGCUUGGAUUGUGCUUCAACUGGAUCUUUAGCGCGCUACAAUCAAACGCAAGCCAACGUCUGGUAACAAUGGGGUAUCUAAGGGCGGCCUCUGGCAUUGCACGCAUCGGGAUAGGAACAAAUACAUGGGAAAAUGGCGACCUUGGGGGACCUGUGAACACCUAUAGUGGAGACGUACAGUUCAGAAAAUCCCAGUGCUCUUUGCGCACGCAUUGCAUCCUGGGUGUUUACUGAGCGGAGGGGAACGAAGAGUAAUCCUUCACAUUUCGCUCUCGCUGACCUUGACACGUCGUGGACAGUGGACCGGUAGGGUAGAAACCGGAACAGUUUGGAGGCCGUCCGUUUCGAUCGUAUUAGUAAACUCCCACAGUUCAAAGCGACGCUAAGCACUCUGGGAUUUUCUGAACUCGUCUUAUUCUCUCAACAGAAGUCGCCAUGAUUGAUUGAUUGAUUGAUUGAAAGAAAGAAAAAAAUGGGGAAAGUCGCCAUGAGUUAAGCGAUGAAUGCCCACAACGAUGCAAAUCGCGCAUUGUACGGCUUUCAUCUUCGAAAGUGUUGCUUCGAAAAGGACAUCUGUUCAUCGAGAUGUGAUCAAGUGUGAUGCAGCAAGCAGAGAGUGAUGUGGAUGGUGCGAUACGUUUCGAAGAGACAUUUGCAGACUUUGAGCUCAUUACAAGAGCGUCUUUGAUGCGGAAGGACGCUGCAUUUUACUGUUCCGGGUGAAUGAUUUUGUUGGUGUUUGUGAAAUUCGCGAGUGGUGCCACAUUGUCAGUGUGUGUGUAUGUGAACAUGCAAUCUAUACAAUCGUACGCAUUAUCCAAACGAAACAAUAAAGCUCACUCCUUUCA
This is a messenger RNA of Ornithodoros turicata, 7121 nucleotides long. Its product is annotated as neuromedin-U receptor 2-like. NCBI's taxonomy places the organism in Eukaryota, Metazoa, Arthropoda, Arachnida, Ixodida, Argasidae. Gene Ontology annotation, cellular component: plasma membrane. The transcript is spliced from 5 exons. Bases 2592 to 4244 code for a protein of 550 amino acids. The record is from RefSeq and is a predicted model, not a curated record. Gene Ontology annotation, biological process: neuropeptide signaling pathway. Gene Ontology annotation, molecular function: neuromedin U receptor activity.